AUGGGGGCCAUGUUCCGAAGCGAAGAGAUGGCACUUUGCCAACUCUUCAUCCAGCCCGAGGCGGCUUACACCUCCGUCUCCGAGCUUGGAGAAGCCGGUAGCGUGCAGUUCAGAGAUUUAAACCCGGAUGUCAACGCGUUCCAGCGUAAAUUCGUCAAUGAAGUGCGUCGUUGUGAUGAAAUGGAACGCAAGUUGCGGUAUAUUGAAGCUGAAGUGAACAAGGAUGGGGUGCACGUCCCAGCCGUCAAAGAACCACCUAGGGCCCCCAACCCCAGAGAGAUCAUCGACCUAGAGGCGCACUUGGAGAAAACCGAAAAUGAAAUACUGGAGUUGUCACACAACGCCGUGAACCUAAAACAAAAUUACUUAGAACUCACGGAACUUAAACAUGUCCUUGAGAAGACCGAGGCAUUCUUCAUCGCGCAAGAGGAGAUCGGCAUGGAUUCCAUGACUAAGUCACUAAUAGUCGACGAGGCUGGCCAGCAAGCCGCUACUCGAGGUCGUCUAGGCUUCGUAGCUGGUGUAGUGCAGCGAGAACGAGUGCCGGCCUUCGAGCGCAUGUUGUGGCGAAUUUCUAGAGGCAACGUGUUUUUGAGGCGAGCUGAGCUUGACAAACCAUUGGAGGAUCCGGCUACUGGUAACGAGAUUUAUAAGACCGUGUUCGUGGCGUUCUUCCAAGGUGAGCAGCUGAAGUCCCGCAUCAAGAAGGUGUGCACUGGAUUCCACGCAUCGUUAUAUCCGUGCCCACCAUCCAAUACUGAGCGACAGGACAUGGUCAAGGGAGUCAGGACCAGACUCGAGGAUCUUAAUAUGGUAUUAAACCAAACUCGUGAUCAUCGUCAACGAGUCCUUGCCAGUGUAGCAAAGGAGCUAGCAAGCUGGUCAAUUAUGGUUCGCAAAAUGAAGGCAAUCUACCACACCCUCAACUUAUUCAACAUGGACGUCACAAAGAAGUGUCUGAUCGGCGAGUGCUGGGUUCCCACUGCCGAUCUACCGAAUGUGCAGAAGGCUCUAGCAGAUGGAUCGAAUGCGUGCGGCAGCUCCAUUCCAUCAUUCCUGAACUGUAUAGAAGCCGACGAAGAACCUCCCACGUUCAACCGUACAAACCGCUUCACUCGCGGAUUCCAGAACCUCAUCGACUCUUAUGGUGUAGCUUCCUACAGGGAGUGCAACCCAGCUUUAUACACGAUCAUCACUUUCCCAUUCCUGUUCGCUGUGAUGUUCGGCGAUUUGGGCCACGGUUUCAUCAUGGCUCUUUUCGGAGGCUGGAUGGUCGCAAAGGAAGUUUCCCUCGCAGCGAAAAAGUCGAACAAUGAAAUCUGGAACAUAUUCUUCGCCGGUCGUUACAUAAUUCUGCUUAUGGGUUGUUUCUCAAUGUACACUGGAUUAGUUUACAACGAUAUAUUCUCGAAGUCCAUGAACAUAUUUGGAUCGUCCUGGACCAUACCUUAUGAUAAUGAAACGAUGAAAGAAAACGCAGCUUUAACGUUGGACCCUGUAGAUUCUUAUAUUAAUGUUCCAUACUUCAUCGGUAUUGAUCCCAUUUGGCAGACCGCUGACAACAAAAUUAUCUUCUUGAACUCGUACAAAAUGAAGCUCUCCAUCAUCUUCGGUGUGCUGCACAUGAUCUUUGGUGUCUGCAUGAGCGUCGUCAACUACAACUUCUUCAAACGUCGCUACUCGAUCGUCCUGGAAUUCUUACCGCAAGUGAUCUUCCUGUGCCUGCUCUUUUUGUACAUGGUGUUCAUGAUGUUCUACAAGUGGGUCGCUUACAGUACUUUCUCUGAAGACCAAGCUUACACACAGGCCUGCGCUCCAUCAGUGCUGAUUCUCUUCAUCAACAUGAUGCUAUUUUCUUCGGACACCCCCGAGCCUGGCUGCAAAGAGUUUAUGUUCGAAGGCCAGGGUCAAAUUCAAAUGGCAUUCGUACUUGUAGCUCUUUGCUGCAUCCCUGUCAUGUUGUUUGGCAAACCCUUGUAUUUAUUAGCUGCUAGCAAGAGGAAGAAGAACGUCAAGCCGGAAAAUUCAAACGGCAGCGUAAACCCAGGUAUUGAAAUGCAAGAACAAACCGACAUCACCGAAGAAUCAAUACCCAAGCCUGCGCCUAAAGAAAGUCAUGAUCACGACGAGGAACCAUUCAGCGAAGUCAUGAUCCACCAGGCCAUCCACACUAUUGAAUAUGUGCUCAGCACCAUCUCUCAUACUGCGUCAUAUCUACGUUUGUGGGCGUUGUCACUUGCUCACGCAGAAUUGUCUGAAGUAUUAUGGAACAUGGUGCUGACAUUCGGGUUGAAAGAUCACAAUUACAUCGGCGCCAUCAAGUUAUAUGUGGCGUUUUGUUUCUGGGCGCUGUUCACACUCGCCAUUCUCGUCAUGAUGGAAGGUCUCUCUGCCUUCUUGCACACCCUGCGUUUGCACUGGGUGGAGUUCAUGAGCAAGUUUUACACCGGUCUGGGAUACAUUUUCCAGCCCUUCUGUUUCAAGACCAUCCUCGAACAAGACGACAAUAAGGAUGACUAA
Molecule: messenger RNA, 2520 nt
Organism: Arctia plantaginis
Lineage: Eukaryota; Metazoa; Arthropoda; Insecta; Lepidoptera; Erebidae
Source: the annotation of a GenBank genome assembly